Protobothrops mucrosquamatus (brown spotted pit viper) is the source of this 2178-nucleotide messenger RNA. RefSeq names its product immunoglobulin superfamily DCC subclass member 3. Gene Ontology annotation, cellular component: plasma membrane; axon. Gene Ontology annotation, molecular function: protein binding. Gene Ontology annotation, biological process: axon guidance; cell-cell adhesion. Lineage: Eukaryota; Metazoa; Chordata; Lepidosauria; Squamata; Viperidae. The transcript has 14 exons. The coding region runs from base 1 to 2178 and encodes 725 amino acids. The record is from RefSeq and is a predicted model, not a curated record.
AUGGUCCUGGGGCUGUUUCUGCAAAACUGGGACCUGGCCUACCCGUCAGAGCUGGCGUUCAUCUUGGAGCCGAGCGACGUGAUUGCCGUCCGGGACCGGCCGCUGCUCCUCCACUGCCAGGUGGAGGGCGAGGCGCCCAUCAGCAUCACCUGGUACCGCAAUGGGGUGGCCCUGGCCCACGACAGCCGCAGUGCCCUCUUGGCCAACGGCUCGCUGCGCCUGGAGAGCAUCCACCGGAGACCCCGGGGAGGCUCCCCCGGUGAAGAGGCCGCCAAUUCCAGUGCCGGGGAAUACAGCUGCACCGCCCAGAACUGUUACGGCCUGCUGGUCAGCCGCAAGGCUCGGAUCCAGAUUGCCACUUUAUCCAAGUUCCACAUGCACCCCGAGUCCAUGUCGGUGGAAGAGGGCGGCGUGGCUCGCUUCCAGUGCCUCAUCCAGGGUGUCCCAGAAGCCACCAUCACGUGGGAACACAACCGGACGGAGCUGUCAACCGAGGACUAUCGAUUUACACUCCUCCCCACCGGCAUCUUGCAGAUCACCGGUGUGAGACGACACGACGUUGGCAGCUAUCGCUGCGUGGCGAGAAACAUCGCCAACACUCGCUACAGCCAGGAGGCUACCCUGAGCAUCAGCGGUGAGCACCGGGUGGUCUUCAAAGAGCCGGUCAUCUUGUCAGGACCCCAGAACCUGACCAUUACGGUCCACCAGACAGCUAUCCUGGAGUGUAUCGCUACGGGAAAUCCUCGUCCUAUCGUGUCUUGGAGUCGUCUGGACGGACGGUCCAUCGGCGUGGAAGGGAUUCAAGUGCUCGGAACCGGCAACCUUAUGAUCUCGGAUGUGUCAGUGAAGCACGCCGGGGUUUAUGUUUGUGCCGCCAACCGGCCUGGCACCCGUGUGCGUCGCACUGCACAAGGUAUCCUGAUGGUGCAAGCACCUCCGGAGUUUGUGCAGUGGCCUCAGUCCCUCUCCAAAACGCCCGGCACCAGCGCCAUCUUCACCUGCGUGGCGCAAGGGGUGCCAGAGCCUCACCUGAUCUGGCUGAAGAACGGGAAAGUCCUGGCCCCCGGCGACAACAUCAAGCUGACCCACAACAACAGCACCCUGAUGAUCCAGGGCAUCACCUCCUCCGACGAGGCCAUCUACCAGUGCAUCGCGGAGAACAGCGCGGGCACCAACCAAGCCAGCGCCCGGCUGGCUGUGGGCCUGUCCAAGGAGCUGCCCAGCUCCCCCAAAGGGGUGCAAGCCACGGCCCUCUCCACCACCUCCCUCCGGGUCUCCUGGCAGGAGCCGUCCCGGGAAGUCACCGAGUCCAUCAUCGGCUACGUUCUGCACAUCUGCAAGGCGGGAGAGUCCGACAGCCGAGAGCUGCAGGAGGCGGUCAGCAAGAACACGUUCCACCACGUCUUCACCAACCUUGAACCCUCGACUACGUACUCCAUCUUCCUGAAGGCUUAUUCCCCGCUGGGGGCCAGCCAAGACUCCCAGCCCGUCCUGGCCACCACGCUGGGCAGCAUCCCAGCUGCCUUGAGCUUCUACACCAAGAUCCUGAACAUCAGCACCGUCCAGGUGUUUUGGGAGCUGCCCUCCACGCCCGGCAGGAUCGAAGGAUUCAAACUGUAUCUCCGGAAGCUGCCCGGCGCCCACUCCGAGGGUCCUCAGAUCUUGCCUGGCACGGUCAACUCCUUCAUCUAUAGCAAUCUGGAACCGGUGGCCAGCUACGAGAUCCAACUCCAGGCCUUCAAUGGCAAUGGGGACGGGAACAGCAGCCGGAGAUUCGUCUCCCUCCGGGACGACCUGGAAAAGCUGGAUGCCAACUCGGUUUGCCAGUGCAGACCAGAAGGGGACACCUCCCUGGCCGGCAUCGUAGUGGGCGUUCACAUCGGCAUGGCGUGCAUUAUUUUUUGUGUCCUCUUCCUGAUGUUUGGCUACCGCAAGAGCCUUUUCUGCAAGAAAGGAGUUCAGGAAAAUUGGGCUGUCCCCCAAGGAGCCGAAUUGGUGCCCACCAGCUCUCAGGAUCCUCAUCUUCACCCCUGCAAGCCGGACAGCAGAGCCAAACCUCCAGGAAUGGUGGAGCUGGCGGCUCGGAACAGCUCCCCCCGUGAAGGACACACCAUCGGAGAUGGUCCUCGUUUUGAAGUCAACGUUGAGUGCUGUCCUUUGUCCCAGCCCAGCGGUUAG